This is a messenger RNA of Cicer arietinum (chickpea), 1220 nucleotides long. RefSeq names its product large ribosomal subunit protein uL30z-like. Gene Ontology annotation, biological process: maturation of LSU-rRNA from tricistronic rRNA transcript (SSU-rRNA, 5.8S rRNA, LSU-rRNA). Gene Ontology annotation, molecular function: RNA binding; structural constituent of ribosome. Lineage: Eukaryota; Viridiplantae; Streptophyta; Magnoliopsida; Fabales; Fabaceae. The record is from RefSeq and is a predicted model, not a curated record. Gene Ontology annotation, cellular component: cytosolic large ribosomal subunit.
GGUAUUUUCCCUCUAAACCCUAAUUUCACUUCUCUACUUUCAGCUUUCAGCGUCCUUAGUAUUUCAAUUCUUCUUUUCCAUUCCUUCUUCUCCUUCCCUGCGACGUGAGAACCAGCUGCACGCCGCCCAGUAAAAACCUGAAAAGAUGGCUGAAGAGGAACCAAAGGCUCUCAACUAUGUUCCAGAGGUUAUAUUGAAGAAGAGGAAAAAUAGUGAAGCAUGGGCUUUAAGAAAAAAGGAGCAAUUCCAGAAAAAAGGUUUCCAAUUUAGGAAGUCCAAGGACUUUAUUAAAAAGCCUGAGGAUUUCAUUUUUGAAUAUCGCAACAGGGAGGUGGACCUUCUUAGAAUGAAACGCAGGCUCAAGGGCGUUAAGAGGAAACAGCCAGAACAAUCGACCCCAAACAAGCCCAUAAUAGUCAUUCGUAUACAGGGGAAACAAGACAUGCAUCCUACAACCAGAAAGCACUUACUGAGUUUGGGAUUGAGAAGAAUAUUCAGUGCUGUCUUAGUGAAGCCAACUGAUGGAGUAAUGGCCAAACUGCUGAGAGUGGAACCAUAUGUUACCUAUGGAUACCCAAAUCUUAAAAGCAUAAAGGAGCUAAUUUACAAGAAGGGGAAUGCGAAAAUAGAUAAGCGAAAAGUUCCUUUGACAGAUAAUAACAUUAUUGAGCAGGAAUUAGGACAGUUCGGUAUUGUAUGCAUAGAAGACAUGGUGCAUCAAAUUGAUAAUGUUGGUCCACACUUUAAGGAAGUUGUCAGAUUUAUGUGGCCCUUUGAACUCAACAAGCCAGCAGAAGGAUUGAAAGGAUCGAAAACCCGAUUCAAGGAUGGUGGAGAUGCAGGGAACCGUGAGGAUCUCAUCAACGAGCUCAUCAAUAAAAUGAAUUAAUUUAGGUCACAGACACAAUAUACCAAGUGAUCGGGGAUUUGAUGGUUUGUCACUAAAAAAAUAUAUAUCCGUUUAUUGUUAAAGUGAAUUUUGAUGGUUUCUUAAAUGAAUUUUGAUGGUUUGUCACUAAAAAGUAUUAUAAGCGUUUAUUGUUAAAGCUGAUUUGAAAUAUGUGGUAAGUCUUGUUUUCCAUUUUAUUUGGGUUCGUCUGCAGCAUGUGGCUUCACAAUGAGAUAAGUGAGAAAGAAUUGGUUGAAUGUAUAUGAAUGACGUGAAACAAUGAUCUAGUUGCUGCCUUUUCAAUAUCAAGAUCUGUGUUUAGUGCCUGAAA